CGCACCCGCGACGGCACAAGCAACGGAGCAAGAAGGAAAUAAAAAUCCCCAAUCCCACCACCCACCACUGCCCCCUCCCCCUCCACCUCAACCUCCCAGAUCUGCCCUCGCCGGCGGCGUUGGGCCCGCGAUGCCUCGGGCGGCGCGGCUGCUCCGCGCCGACGCCGACGCCGACGCCCUCAACGCCCCCUCCGCCCGCUGCUGCUGCUCCCACCGCCUCAAGCCCUGGUCUUGGCACCCCAACAUCCACUCCUCCUAGCGCGCCCCCCCCUCCCCUCCCCUUCCCCACCCCUCCCUCCUCCUCCCGUUACUAGACUUCUCUCCUUCUCGUCACCGCCGUGCCUCUGCAGCUUGCGCGAUCCGAUCGCCGGCGCUCGGACCGGGGUGUGUGCGUGUAGAUUCUGGUUACUGUUCCAGGAAUCUGAGUUCUUGAUGGAUGGUCAUUCAUCCGAUCUCGGGGGGGUGCCAGCGGUGGCACCUCAUGGUGACUCUUCAAUGGUCACUGGUGGCACGGGCAUUCCUCCAGGGAAGCAGUCUGCCCUGGAUCGACCUCUGAGGCAGGGGGAGGCUGCCGGUUGUUCGUUGGAGGCUGGAACGUGCGCGGGUUCCUCCAGGCCGGCCGGCUCGGGGCCGAAGAAAGACCUCCAGAAGUGCGCGACGUUUCCGCCAUCUGCCGUCGAGGCCGAACAGGAGGAUCCGUGCUGUCACGCCGGUGAUGAUGCGUCGAAGGAUGCGCACACUUACCACCGCUCCGUGUCAUUGCCUUCAGCUGUGAAGCUCAUCCCUGCUAUCAAAGGAAGCCGCCAAAAGAAUGGGAUUCCUUUACCAGCAGAGGAUCGCCACAUCAAAUGGGCGGCCGAUGUGUAUGACCCCCCUGUUUCAUCCGUUUCCCAUUCUGUGAACAACAGCUACCAGCGACGUCCCAAGCCUCGUAAAAAGGACAAGAGCAAACAGAAAGAGAAGCGGAAGGCCAGGAACAAGAAGAAAACUAACAACGCUUCCCAGAACCCAGCUGUGCUCCAGACUCCGGGGCUGGAAGACCUUGGCACCUCUAUUGGUAGCGAGGCCCCAGCCGACCCCGGCAAGCUUGAGACUGAGAUGUUGGACUAUGGGAUCAGCAGCCAAGAGGCCAAAUGCGGAAGCAGCUUCCUGCUCGAGACGGUUGCUAAGAUGCAUUUCUCCACCGCCGAGGCCUCCUGAAACGCCCGCGGGAGACUCCAGACUCUGCAGUAGCAUCAUCUCUGUUAUGUAAAUAGGAUGGCUGUACAUAAAUAAAUCAUGUGUGUUGUUAUCACCAUGUAUCUCCCGUUGCACGUGAUGUGCUAGAGAACUUCUGCCCUAGCGUUAUUUCGUAGCAAUCGCCGUGAAUUUUGGACUGGUUUUUGUAUGUAACUUUGAAAGUUAUGCUAGACAAAACUAUCAUCAAUCUAUUACUCUGUAGUUGCUGCCUUA
Molecule: messenger RNA, 1452 nt
Organism: Hordeum vulgare subsp. vulgare (domesticated barley)
Lineage: Eukaryota; Viridiplantae; Streptophyta; Magnoliopsida; Poales; Poaceae
Exons: 4
Coding region: 433-1200 (255 amino acids)
Source: RefSeq, a predicted model, not a curated record